Molecule: messenger RNA, 1823 nt
Organism: Asparagus officinalis (garden asparagus)
Lineage: Eukaryota; Viridiplantae; Streptophyta; Magnoliopsida; Asparagales; Asparagaceae
Exons: 5
Coding region: 933-1649 (238 amino acids)
Molecular function (GO): protein dimerization activity
Source: RefSeq, a predicted model, not a curated record
CAGUCGAAACAACCAAAAUUGGAGGAUCCUAUUAUGGCCCAGCCUAUUAGUAGCAAAUAUAUGGUUGGAGUGAUAGGAAGGGGAGGACAUUGAUCAACUUUCUUGUGAACUCUCCUCGUGGUACGGUGUUUCUUUCCUCUAUUGAUGCCUCUGAUGAGAUCAAGACGGGUGACAGAAUGUUUGAGAUACUUAGUGAGCAGAUUAAGCUUAUAGGACCUCAGAAUGUUGUUCAGAUCGUCACGGAUAAUCAUUCUAGUCUCAAAUAUGCAGGAGCGGAAUUGGAAAAAGAGUAUCCUCAUUUAUAUUGGACACCUUGUGCUGCUCAUUGUAUCAAUCUCAUGCUCAAGGAUAUUGGUAAACUACCAUCUGUGAAGCUAACCUUGAGUCGAGCUAUGGAGUUGACUGGAUUCAUCUACUCACAUGCUUGGGUUUUGAAGCUGAUGAGAGGUCAAACUAACGGCAGAGAGCUUCUUAGACCGGCGGUGACACGAUUUGCCACAUCAUUUAUGACUUUGUCAAGCAUCCAUCGACAGAAAAAUAACCUCAGAAAGAUGUUUAAUUUGGAGACAUUGAGGCAGAGUAAGUGGGCAAGAGAUUCAAAGGGCAAAUCAGCUGAAAGGAUGGUUCAUAUGCCAUCUUUCUGGAACAACAUUGUUCGUAUUCUCAAGCUGACGACUCCUCUUGUUGGUGUUCUGAAACUUGUUGAUGGUGACAAGAAGCCUGCUAUGGGAUACAUUUAUGAGGCGAUGGAUAGAUCUAAGGAGACUAUUGCUAAAGCCUUUGGUGAUGAUCUUUCAAAAUAUUCUGAGGUAUUUGAUAUCAUUGAUAAGAGGUGGUAGGAUCAUCUUCAUCGGUCUUUGCAUGCUGCAGGAUAUUACCUUAAUCCUGCAUUUUUCUAUGACCAUCCAAACAUCCAAGGGGAUGACGAAGUUAUGAAAGGUCUUUAUCAAGUCAUUGAGAAGAUGGUGCCCACACAAGAUCAAUAUAAGGUUGAUAGGCAGUUAGAUAUAGACAAACAUGCUGGGGGUCUUUUUGGUAUGGAGAUAGCUAAGAGAAAUAGAAAGAAGAAAUCUCCAGCUGAUUGGUGGGAGUCUUAUGGUGCAUCAGCACCAGAGUUGCAGAAGCUUGUUGUUAGAGUCAUCAGCCUUACUUGUAGCUCCUCUGGCUGUGAAAGAAAUUGGAGUACUUUUGAGCAAAUACACACCAAGAAGGGGAAUAAAUUGGAUCAUAAGAGGCUACAAGAUCUAGUUUACUGCAAGUACAACCAAGCUUUGAAGGAGAGAUAUGACUGCAGAGAUUCUAUUGAUCCGAUUAAGUUGGCUGAUAUAGAUGAAAGCAAUGAGUGGUUGUUAGGGCAGUUCGGUGAAGGUGAAAAUGCAGAGAAUGACUUGGUGGAGGGCGAGGACAACCUUACAUAUGGUGUCAUAAGAGAUGCGAUGGGAGUUGAAGAAGAUGAUGCUAUGUAUUUAAGAUCGACUAGUAGGUUUCGAGGAUCUUCAACUUCGAGUGGUAUUGGUUCUUCGUUGAGGAGGAGGGAGCCGGUUUCUGAGUCAGAAGAUGAAGAGGAGUUUAAUGAUGCAGAGGAGGAGAUUGAAGAGGAGGAUAUACCCGUAGAAGGGGAUGAUGAUGAUGUUGAUGAGGAUGAUUAGAAUCAUUAGGCUAUUAUUUUGCUACUUAUUUGCUUUAUUUAAUUAGAAUUAGAUUGCUUGCUUUGCUUUGAUUUGAUGCUAGUGAACUCCUUAAGUAUUCUAGCUGCUUUGUUUUUUUUUUUGUUUUGAUGGACAACUUGAUUUGCUUUAAUGAUUAAAACUUUUCUUGUGAUC